GUGGAACCCGGAGCCGGGCAGCCGACGGAGGCCGGCUCGGGGCGGGAGCGCCUCCGGCCCGGCCUGGCCGCGGGCCCCGGGCCUCCCAGGCGGGGCCUCUGCGCCUGCGCUCGGCCUGCAGCCGCCGGUGCUCCCGGCGCGGCCGCGCUCUCGGCUGCAGCGCGCCCCUGCGUGUGUGCGAGCUCCAUGGGCCGCGGCGAGAGCCAAGAUGACAGAUUACGGCGAGGAACAGCGGAACGAGCUCGAGGCGCUCGAGUCCAUCUACCCCGACUCCUUCACAGUAUUAUCAGAAAAGCCACCCAGCUUCACCAUUACUGUGACAUCUGAGGCAGGAGAAAAUGAUGAAACUGUCCAGACUACUCUCAAGUUUACAUACAGUGAAAAAUAUCCAGAUGAAGCUCCUCUUUAUGAAAUAUUCUCCCAGGAAAAUCUAGAUGAUAAUGAUGUAUCAGACAUUUUAAAAUUGUUAGCAUUACAGGCUGAAGAAAAUCUUGGUAUGGUGAUGAUCUUCACUCUAGUUACAGCUGUGCAAGAAAAGUUAAAUGAAAUAGUAGAUCAGAUAAAAACUAGGCGAGAGGAAGAAAAGAGACAAAAGGAGAAGGAAGCAGAAGAAGCUGAAAAGAAAUUAUUCCACGGCACACCUGUUACAAUUGAGAAUUUCUUAAGUUGGAAGGCCAAAUUUGAUGCCGAGCUCUUGGAAAUUAAAAAGAAACGGAUGAAAGAAGAAGAGCAAGCAGGAAAGAAUAAAUUAAGUGGGAAACAACUGUUUGAAACAGAUCAUAAUCUUGACACAUCUGAUAUCCAGUUCUUGGAGGAUGCCGGCAACAACGUGGAAGUAGAUGAGUCCUUGUUCCAGGAAAUGGAUGACUUGGAGCUGGAGGAUGAUGACGAUGAUCCAGACUAUAAUCCUGCUGACCCAGGAAGUGAUUCAGCUGACUAAUGGACUGACCCCUUCUGCAGAGAGGCUUGACUGCCACAGCAUCUGUGGCUUAGCUGAGAGGGUUUUGAUUUUCCUUUCUUUUUUUCUAAGAAAAAAUAAUUUUCAGGAGAAUGUUCUUCUGAUGGCUUUCAUCAUUGAACUUAAUAAACCAACUUUAAAAUUUCAAA
Molecule: messenger RNA, 1107 nt
Organism: Ochotona curzoniae (black-lipped pika)
Lineage: Eukaryota; Metazoa; Chordata; Mammalia; Lagomorpha; Ochotonidae
Gene: RWDD1
Product: RWD domain containing 1
Exons: 7
Coding region: 209-940 (243 amino acids)
Biological process (GO): cytoplasmic translation
Molecular function (GO): protein binding
Source: RefSeq, a predicted model, not a curated record